This is a messenger RNA of Helobdella robusta, 633 nucleotides long. RefSeq lists its product as hypothetical. Lineage: Eukaryota; Metazoa; Annelida; Clitellata; Rhynchobdellida; Glossiphoniidae. The record is from RefSeq and is a predicted model, not a curated record. The coding region runs from base 1 to 633 and encodes 210 amino acids. The transcript is spliced from 3 exons.
AUGAAGCCAGAAGUACGGAGCCGCAUUAUGUACCUCAGCGAUCCUCAGUUCCACAUGGAUGCCAACAAAAUAUGGUUUAUCUACAGACUGAUAAUAAGCAGGGCACUCUGUGAACUCACCCAACAGAAUAGGGCAGACAAUGUACCCAUGCUACUAGGAGCGCCAGUGGGAGGAGACGAACACGAAAGAUCUCGAGAAGAUUUCCCUUCAGACGAUAAUAACAACCCAGGAAGUUUAGCAAAUUUCAAUAUCCGACGAUACUACAAAAGAAUAAUUGAACCGCCAUCUGAAAAUAUUCCAUUAAGCGUAAAUCGAAACGAAAAUUCGCAAGACAGAAACCUGUCUUUUCAAGAUCCAUCAGAACCAACACAAAGUAAUAAUGAAAGUUUGAAUGAUUCUUCUGAUUUCCGCCCGCCAUCUACAUCGCUUGAUAUUGUUGCCAGUGCACCUGCUAUCUUGGCUGCUACGGCUGCUGCUUCUACUGCUGCAGCUACCACCGACUCUAAUGAUGGUAGCGCUGGUAAUCUGAAAAAUACAACAGACAAAUCUGAGAUGCCGUUGAAACGUAGCAGUAGUUUAAACAGGAUCUUUCCAGAACCACCUCUCGAUUUGCGACAGAGGAAUACCUAUUAA